Messenger RNA from Paraphaeosphaeria sporulosa, 582 nucleotides. RefSeq names its product HSP20-like chaperone. Gene Ontology annotation, biological process: protein complex oligomerization; response to heat; response to salt stress. The record is from RefSeq and is a predicted model, not a curated record. The coding region runs from base 1 to 582 and encodes 193 amino acids. Lineage: Eukaryota; Fungi; Ascomycota; Dothideomycetes; Pleosporales; Didymosphaeriaceae. The transcript has a single exon.
AUGUCUCUCUUCCCACGCUUCACUCAGGAGUUUGCUCCCCUUUUCCGCCUCAUGGACGACUACGACCGCCGCGUCUUCCGUCCAGACUUGGAUGAGCAGUUCCGCUCCAUCAAGGCCUUCACUCCCAAGUUUGAUGUCAAGGAAGUCGAAGACGCCUACGAACUGCAUGGCGAGUUCCCUGGCAUCGACCAGAAGGACAUCAAUAUCGAGUGGACUGACUCUCACACACUCACCGUGUCGGGACGCCACGAGACGCUGAGGGAGGAGGGCGAGCGACCUACCGCCGCUAUCGAAGGCGCCCCUGCAAAAGACAAGCAACCGUCCGUUGAAGAGGAAGGCACCGAAGCUGAGGGUGGGCAACAACUUGCCAAGCAGGGCAGUCAGGAGGUCGCAAAGAACGACGAAGCACCCAAGCACAAAUACUGGGUUAGCGAGCGCUCGGUAGGCGAGUUCCACCGCAGUUUCAGCUUCCCGCAGCGUGUGGAUCAGGACGCCGUGAAGGCGAGCCUGAAGAACGGCAUUCUUUCCAUCCUUGUCCCAAAGGCGAAGAAUCCUCAGCCGAGGAAGGUCACUAUCGUGUAA